UUGACCUAAUACUUCAUAUACUUUCAUAGCAUCGGUCAUUAAAAAGGAGUAUCAUCACAUCACAACAAAAAUAAAAUUAGAGAAUGAACCAAGAUACCGUAAAAAAAGGAGUUGCUAAAGGUCGCCCUUAAAAUUGCUAAAGGUCACCCUAAAAAGUUUUAAAGUUACACUUUUAACCCCCUUAGCUUCUUUACCUUCCCUUCCUCAAACAAACAUCACUUGGACUAAAAAACACUAUCUAAGGAGAGAAAAAUUCAUCAUCGUCAUUUUGAAGCCGAUAUCGUCGAUAGGACGUCUGAAUCAUGAGUAGCGACUCCGACGAGGUAAAAACAUUAACUGGAAAAAAAACACAGAAAAUGGGAACCGCGCAAGUGACCCGCGGUUGGACCAUGGCUGGACCGCAAAUGACCUGCGGUUGGACCAUGGUUGGACCGCAAGUGACUUGCGGUUGGACCAUGGCUGGACCGCAACUGAGCUGUAGUUCAGCCAUGGUCCAACCGCAUGUCACUUGCGGUCCAGCCAUGGUCCAACCGCAGGUCACAUGCGGUUCAGCAUUUUAUGGGUUUUUUUUUUCAAAUCAGUAUUUUCUAUUUUUUAUAUGAUUUAUGAUUUGUUCCAUGAGAUAAUUUGUUGGGUUUUGAUUUAUAUAAUUUUCUAGAUUUAUUUGCAUAAUUAUUUUUGGAAUUGAAGGAUUUAGCAUUAGAAAUUAAGAUUAGAUUUGGCCUUAAAUUAAGAUUAGAUUUAAUUUGGUCUUAAUCUAGAAAAUUAAGAUUAGAUUUUGCAUUACAAAUUAAGAUUAAAUUUAUUGCAUAAAUAAUAGAUUCGCAUAUGAAGUUAUGAUGAUUAUUAAAUUUAAUAUAGUUAUCAAAUUUUAAAUUUAUCAUAUCGUACUCGUUAAAUUGAUGAUAUAGAAUGUUAAGUUUUUUUUUUAAUUUUGUGGGGUAUCACUUAUAAAUUCUUAUAACAUUGCAGGAUAUUGGAAGUUACAAUCCGGAUGACCAUGAUUACACCUCGGAUUUCAUUGAUGGCGUGAAAUACACUACGAAGUUGCAAGCAUAUGAAGCAGCUACUGAGAUUGCCAAUGGUUUUGGGUUUUAUUUGGUGAGGGCAUCGAACAAAAAAAAAAUAAGAAUGAAGGUACUUGGCGACAUUACUUACAUUGCACCCAUGGUAGGAAGAAGAAGUCGAAGGAACCUGAUCCGAGUAAGGAAAGGAGGCCUCUUACAUCUACUGAAAAGUUAGGGUGCGAGUUUCAGAUCAAGCUUGAGCGGUCAGGUGAUGGAUAUUGGUUGAUCCUAGGGGUGGCAAAUACAAAGAAUCCUGGUGCUAAUUUGGGUUUCCACAAUCAUCAGUUGGAGCUAUUUCCGGAGGGCUCAAAGAGAAGGAAUGUUUUGACUACAGAGGAUAAGCAAUACAUCAGAGAGCUGAGAUCAGCCGGUGUCCCACCAAGGAAUAUCCACAAGGCAGUGAAUGAGAGAAAAGGUGCAAAUGGAACACACAACAGAAAGAAGAUUUAUAACGAGUUGCAAAAGAUAAGGAAAUAAGAGCUUGGUCAGAUGACAGCUGUACAGUAUACUUUCCGCGUGGCGCAUGAGAAGGGUUACUAUGUGCAGUAUAUGGACGAUCGUAACGUGCUUACACACUUGUUCCUAGCCCACCCUGAGUCAGUAGUGAUGUUGCGAGCUUGGCACCAUGUGAUCGUGAUAGAUGCAACAUACAAGGCCAAUAAGUAUGAUAUGCCUUGGGUUGAGAUUGUCGGAAUGACACCAGUCGGAUUGAACUUUGUCAUUGCAUCGGUCAAUCGCCCUUUGACCGCAGUCAGCCGUCAGUCAAACCGCGGGGCCAGUUCGCUUGGUACCUUCUCCGGUGAGCUCGCGAGCGGCGACGGGCGUCUUCUCCGGUGACGAUGCGAGCGUGCGACGGGCGGUGACGACGCGACUGGACGCGAGCGGCGACUGGACGCGAGGAUGAUCGGCGGCGACUGGACGCGAGGGCGACAAGCGGGCGGCGGCGCGGCGGGAUGAUCGGCGGCGACUGGUGAGAUCGGCGAGAAGCUUCGGCGGCGGCGAGAUAGGUCGGCGACGGCAAUCGGUUGGCGGCGGCGAGAGAGGAGUUGAGGGGGGAGGAGAAUGAAUUUGAAUUGCUAAG
This is a messenger RNA of Linum trigynum, 2148 nucleotides long. Lineage: Eukaryota; Viridiplantae; Streptophyta; Magnoliopsida; Malpighiales; Linaceae. The record is from the annotation of a GenBank genome assembly.